Planococcus citri (citrus mealybug) is the source of this 1068-nucleotide messenger RNA. Its product is annotated as speckle-type POZ protein B-like. Lineage: Eukaryota; Metazoa; Arthropoda; Insecta; Hemiptera; Pseudococcidae. Gene Ontology annotation, molecular function: ubiquitin protein ligase binding. Bases 1 to 1068 code for a protein of 355 amino acids. Gene Ontology annotation, biological process: proteasome-mediated ubiquitin-dependent protein catabolic process; regulation of proteolysis. Gene Ontology annotation, cellular component: cytoplasm; nucleus. The record is from RefSeq and is a predicted model, not a curated record. The transcript has a single exon.
AUGUCCAGUUUUUGUAAUUCAGCUUGCAAAUCGAAUGAAUGUAAAACGAAAAUCCGUUCUGAUACAGCAAAUUACGUUUGGACAAUUGAAGAUUUCCAUUUUCACGAAGCCAAAGGAGAAAAAUUAGUAUCAUCUGUGUUUUCAUCUGUCACGAAUAAUCGAGUUAAAUGGUACUUACAUCUUGAUCCUAAUGGAAAAACCGAUGCAAAGGAUUCAAUUAGUCUGUUCCUAUAUUUGAGUAAACACAGCAGUAUUGAAAAUAACAAGAAAAUAUUCGCAGAAACUACUUUUUAUGUUGUGAGUAGUGAAAGUAGAGUACGAGUAGAAAUCAGAUCUCCAUUGGGUAUUAGAGAAUUCCCCAUCCAUGGCAACAGUGGUUGGGGUUUCGAAGAAUUCAUUAAAAAAGAUGCUAGCUAUAGAACCAAGAUGUUGUCGAACAAUACAUUGACGAUUCGCUGUGAAGUGAAGUUUUCUGACAUGCAAGAUAUCAUUACAAGUUCUCAUCAAUGUGACUGUGGCAUUGAAAUGCCUGAAUGUAACCUCUCUGAAAACUUUGCAGCUUUAAUUAAAAACCAAACGUUAACGGACGUUAUCCUUUCCGUGAAUGGUAAAGAGUAUCCUGCCCAUAAGGCUGUAUUGGCUGCUCGUAGUCCAGUUUUCUGCGCCAUGUUCACCCACAGUACAAAAGAAAGCGAGCUCAAUCGUGUAGAUAUUAAGGAUAUUAAUGAAGCUGUUGUGGUAGAAAUGCUGAAAUACAUUUACACCGGAAAAUGUGAGAAUUUAGAUGGAUUGGCUGAGGGAUUAUUGACAGCAGCCGAUAAAUACGAUUUGCGUGGAUUGAAAAUUAUGUGUGCGAAGAAACUAAUCAGGGGAUUGUCAGUUGAGAAUGCAACGAAUGUUCUUAUAUUGGCCGAUAUGCAUCAUUUUGAAAACCUAAAACGUCACGUGAUCAAGUUUAUUGUUUCCAACUGUGCUGAAUUUGUGAACACUGAAGCCUGGUUAAAAAUGCUUUCGUCAAAUUUUAAAUUGGUGAAUGAAGUUUGCCGAGCCAUUGCUCGUCGUAAAUGA